AUGGAGCGACCAGUGCCCGGCCAGCGCGAGGUUGGCAACUCUCAAUUUGGCAACAAUACUACUAUUCACCAAGACAACAAUACUUUUAGCUUCCAUCUACCACUACGACCAGCUCGACCUGCCAUCCGCAUUAUUCCUUAUCCACUCAAUGAGGAUCUUGUCGAUCGCCCAGAUAUUAUGGGAAAGGUCGAUGCGCUUCUACCGCAGGCGCCACACACAUACUGCAGUGCUGCUCUCUGGGGUCUAGGCGGAUCAGGAAAAACGCAAAUUGCACUCAACUAUGCGUAUCAACGAUGCAACAAAAGGGACUGUUCCGUCUUUUGGGUGCAUGCCGACAGCGAGGCAACAUUUUCGCAGGAUUACAAAACAAUAGCGCAGGCAUUCGGCAUAGACCAGCAACUCAAAGGCGAAGAGCUAUAUGCAGCUGUGUGCGAUCAAAUAGCGGCACAACCAGAUUGGGUUCUUAUUCUCGAUAAUACUGACGACUUACGGCAAUUUGGUGUUGAGCAGGCGCCACAGCAGACAAACAGCUUAUAUCGAUACAUCCCUAAGGCGUCCACCGGGACAGUAUUGUGGACUUCUCGCGAUGCUCAUAUUGUAGGGACGCUCGUAGGUUCAACGCGAGGCAUCGAGGUCGCCCGCAUGAAUUAUGAUGAGGCGGAAAUUCUCUUGAAAUUAGCAGGGAGCUUGGAGGUGGGAAGAGAAAAAAUGGAAAUCAUUACCUUGUUAGAAGAACUCCAAUGGCUUCCCUUGGCCAUUAUGCAAGCCGGGUCCUAUAUGAGACGGACAUCAACAUCGGCCAAGGAGUAUUCAUCUCUACUAGCGCAAAACAAGAAAAGAUGGCAGCUUCUCAAAGAAGAGGAAUUUGACAGGCAUCGAAAGCCCUAUGUUCCUAACAACGUCCUCGAAACGUUGAGCAUCUCGAUUGACCGCCUUAAACAAGACAGUGAGAUUGCAUACAACAUUCUCCACGCCAUCGCAUACGUUUCCAACCAAAAUAUUCCGCACGAAAUCAUAACAACUAUUCUCAAGCACUGCGAUAACAGCCUAGUUGAUCCAGAGAAGUUGGAGGCUGAGGCUACCAAAGCCAUCAUGCGUCUGAAAGAAUUUUCUUUUCUUGGCGUGCACAGAACGGAGGACGGUGGUAGAAGCUACGAGAUGCAUAAACUCGUUCAGGAGGCAACACGAUAUGGCUUGAGUCUAUGCAAGCCCAGCGUUCCUGAUAACGUUUUCUCAAAUAGGGAAGGCGAGCGGUAUUUUUCUGGCAUUGCAGUUCAGGCCAUACUCGAUCUUUUCCCGGAUUCAGAACUGGGGACAUGGUCGCAGUGUGAGAAAUACUUGGCACAUGCAGUGCAGACAGUAUACUGGGCAGAUUUAAACGACAAACGACACGAGACAAGCCUGCUCUUCUAUAGAGUGUCCCUGUUUCUUCAUGACUGUGGACGAUGGAGCGAAAGAGAACUUGUGAAUAAAAAGGGAUUGGAAUUCGAUCGAGAAAUCUGGGGAGAAAAGCAUCCAGAUACAUUCAUCAGCAUGGAACACCUUGCGACAACGUACCGGAUACAAUGCCGGCAUAAAGAGGCAGAGGCUCUGGAAGUCCAAAUUCUUGACCUCAGACGAGAAACUCUCGGAAAGAAGCACCCGCAUACCUUAAUGAGUAUGGAGAACCUUGCAACAACGCACUGGGCCCAGUGUCAGUACAAAGAAUCAGAGGCUCUUGAAGUGCAAGUCCUUGACCUUCGGCGAGAAAUUCUCGGAGAUAAGCAUCCAGAUACAAUUCAGACAAUAGGAGCUCUUGGAAUAAUAUACAGGGAUCAAGGCCUGUAUAAAAAGGCAGAGCCUCUUCUGGUUCAAGUCUUUGAUCUUUCACGAGAAAUUCUUGGAGACAAACAUCUACGGGUAAUAUGGAGCAUGGAAAGCCUGGGAAUUACAUACGGUCUACAAGGCCGAUAUAAGGAGGCGGAGGCUCUUCAAGUUCAAGUCUAUGACCUCCGACGAGAAAUUCUCGGAACUAGACAUCCAGAGACGUUUCAGGGUAUGUCGAAUCUUUCAUUAACAUACUGGCGACAAGGCCGAUAUAAAGAGGCAGAGGCUCUUCAGCUUCAAGUCUUUAAGCUUCAACAAGAAAUUCUCGGAGAAAGACACCCAGACACAAUUCGGAGUAUAUCAAAUCUUUCAUCAAUAUAUGGUAAACAAGGACGGCGUAAAGAGGCCGAGGCAGAGUCUAUUCAAAUUAAAGUCUUCAACUUUCGACGAGAAAUUCUUGGAGAUAAACAUCCAGAGACAAUAUGGAGUAUGGAAUACCUUUCGUCAAUAUACGGUAAAAAAGGUCUGUAUGAAGAGUCAGAGGCUCUAGCAGUUCAAGUACUAGAUCUUCGACGGGAGAGUCUUGGGGAAGAGCAUCCGGACACUAUCAGGUGUGUGGAGUAUAAACGCUCCGUAUUAGGGCCAGAGCAUCCAGAAACAGCCCUUUCGGUCAAAGUUCUCGAAACGUGGGAACGUGAGGAUCAUAUUCUGGAAUCGAACGAAAUUGAUAGCCAAAAUGAGGAAACGGUGGGGGGGCCUCAGCAAGUGCAAACCAAAACGUCCAGAUUACGAAAGAUGGCAGACACAUUGAACUGUUUUUAA
Molecule: messenger RNA, 2628 nt
Organism: Trichoderma breve
Lineage: Eukaryota; Fungi; Ascomycota; Sordariomycetes; Hypocreales; Hypocreaceae
Product: tetratricopeptide repeat domain-containing protein
Exons: 3
Coding region: 1-2628 (875 amino acids)
Cellular component (GO): kinesin complex
Molecular function (GO): protein binding; ATP hydrolysis activity
Source: RefSeq, a predicted model, not a curated record